ACCUUGACCAACAAGGCGCGCCUGCUGCAAUCUCCUGCAGCGCGCCUCCCUCUUUGGGACCUGCCCACCCUCUGGGCCAAUAGGCUCCGAGCUGCCUGUUUUGGCGUCCGACCCGCCCGUCCAAGGCCACUUGCACUUGCACUUUUGUUAACUCAUUCCAUCCUCUGCUUCGAGAAAACCUCUGAAGCGCCACCAGAUCUCUGCAUCCAAGUAUACUAG
This is a messenger RNA of Bipolaris victoriae FI3, 219 nucleotides long. RefSeq lists its product as hypothetical. The transcript has a single exon. The record is from RefSeq and is a predicted model, not a curated record. The annotation marks the transcript as partial. NCBI's taxonomy places the organism in Eukaryota, Fungi, Ascomycota, Dothideomycetes, Pleosporales, Pleosporaceae.